CCAUGAGUAGCCCAUACUUCCCAGCUCGGACAGUGCUGUUUGAGAGGGAGGAAGGUGGCGUGACUUACAGGAUACCUGCCCUGCUCUAUGUCCCCAAGAAGGCCACUCUGCUGGCCUUUGCAGAGGAGAGGCUCAGCCCUGAUGAUUCCCAUGCAAACGUGCUGGUUCUGAGAAGGGGUGCCUUCUACAAGACCUAUGUGGAGUGGGGAGCCAUGCGAGUUGUGAAGACAGCAUCUCUGGAGGAGCAUCGGUCCAUGAACCCCUGCCCCGUCUAUGAUGAGCUCACUGGUACCGUCUUCCUCUUCUUCAUCGCUGUGUUGGGCAACACCCCGGAAUCCUUCCAGAUCAUGACUGGCAAGAAUGCAGCCCGCCUCUGUUAUGUGACCAGUUCAGAUGGGGGUCUCACCUGGAGUGCUGUCACUGACCUGACAGAACAAGUCAUUGGCUCUGUUAUAGAAGACUGGGCUACCUUUGCCUUGGGUCCUGGCCACGGCAUCCAGCUGAGGUCGGGCCGUCUGCUCGUUCCUGCUUACACUUACCACAUCGACUGCAAGGAGUGCUUCGGGAAAAUCUGCAAGACCACUCCUCACUCCUUCACCUUCUAUAGCGACGACCACGGUCGGAGCUGGCAGUUUGGGGACUUCAUCCCCAACCUGAAGACCGGGGAGUGCCAGUUGGUAUCCGUGUAUGAGGAAGAUGGCAGCAAUAUUCUUUACUGCAAUGCCAGGAGUCCCCUGGGCUGCCGGGUGCAGGCGCUCAGCAUGGAUGAUGGGGCUGCCUUUUUCCCAGGACAGCUGGUCCGGAAGUUAGUGGAGAGCAACCGCGGUUGCCAUGGCAGCAUCGUUGGGUUCCCAGCUCCUCUCAUCGGGAGCUCCUCUCAAAGUCGGUUACAAGGGGAGAGCUGGUUCGUCGGUGGCUGUGAUUAUUCCCACUUCCAGCAAAAGCUUCGCGUACUUCAGAAACACAGAGAAAAGAGUGUGAGAAGUCUCGCAGUCACCUCCGCAAAGCGCGCAUCCCAGCGCCGUCCACCAUCGAGGAUCUCCGAAGAAUCUCCGAGCUCUGCUCCUGAUUCCGGCCAGGCUCUCUCAGGAUCUGUCUUUCCACCUUCCACCUCAUUCCAGGCCCCCACUUGGGUCUUGUAUUCCCACCCCACCAGUCACAGAUCUCGGGUAAACUUGGGGGUCUACCUCAGUACUUUCCCCAGAAACGCUGACAGCUGGACCGAGCCCUGGGUGAUUUACCAAGGGCCCAGCGCAUACUCUGAUUUGGCAGCCAUCGAAUUGCCCUUUUCGGAGCCCUCCACUCCGGGGAUUCCAGCCAUCACUUUUGCCUGCCUCUACGAGAGCGGGGCCAGGUUUGCCUACGAGGAGAUCUCGUUCUGUCUGUUCACACUCUCUGAGGUCAUCGAGAAUAUUCCCACAAAGGGCCGCUCAUCGACCCAGAGCAAGAACCGCUGGAAAAGCUGCGCGACUUCCUGAAUGCCCUCCUCUCACCGUCCUGGAAGGGGGCCCCAGGGCAGCCUCGAGUUUUUAGUACAGACUCCACAGAAGACCUAUAGAAAUACCCAAACACCACAGAAUGGUUCUCCUCAUUUGAGAACGUAUCCUCAGCUGUCAGUGGACAAUCACUGAGGUUGGCACGUGGUUAAAACAGUGUUUGAUGUGUUGAACUCACUUUUUCUUUUGUUUGAUGACUUCAAAAUACAUAUAGCGUUAACUCCUUUAAAAAUUUGGGCUGUACCUUUUACCUGCGGGAGGAUCCCUUAGUGAAUGAAUUAGGCUGUUUAUGAUUUUUUCAGUUCUGAAUGGAGGCCUUUAUUUUCUGCCUAAAGUCAUUCCUAAGAUUUCCUCUUAUGAUUUUUAUUUUUCCUUCGAGUCAUUCUAGAAGGUUCCAUGAUCUUUGUGUAUCCCACACUAUUUUGUAUUUCAUUGGAUACUCUUUGACUUCAUUUUGCAAUAUUUGCUAAUUAUCCUUGAAGAUCUCUUUGAAUUUUUAUGCAUUUUUCCUUCAUUUUUUUUAGUAGCCUGUCUGUUGGUUUAUCUGCUGGUAUCCUGGACUUUUGUUGAUCGUUUUUUCUCUUGCCAUCUCUAGCAUCCCUCUUCUUGUAUUCCCCAUCCCUCACUUCCUAACACCUCUCCUCUCAUAAGCCUUGAACACUGGCUGAAGAGUUGCCUUAAUCCUCCUUGGAAGGCAGGUUAAGUGGUUCACCUGCCUGAGUCCCUGACCAGAAUAACUGAUCUCAGCUCCGUUUCCAACACCUUUCUCUCACACCCAGCACAUCGGUGCACGCUGCUUUAUUUUCAGAUUGCCUGCUUCCUCCUUUUAUUCUUUCCUUUCCAUUUGCAAGACUAGACAGAAUGAACCACUUGUGUAGGUCUAGGGAGUUGAGGAGCUAAGAGUAUUUGGGAAGGGAUGCUGCAAUUUUGGGUCAUCCCUACCUUAGGUCUGGGCUUCUGGCACAAACCCCUACUUGUGUUGGCUGCCAGAGACUAGUGGAAGUGAGUGGAUGUCUUACUUUGUUAAGUACUAUAAGUAGUAAAGUUCUCCAUUGUUAAUUAAUGAUAUUUUUCAGCUUGAUCAUAAUGGUCCUUUUGUCUAAUCUUGUCAUUAAGCUCUAGAAAUUCUAUAAUCAGUUCCUAAGUUUGUUGUUUGGAAGUUGAAGUGUUAAGGAGUUUGUGGAGAGUUAUUGAUCCACCAUUUUGCUGGUCAUGUGUCUCACUCCUGAAUGACCCAAAUAGGAGGAGUUAAAGGGGAAGAACAGUGACCUUCAAUGCACCCAUGUUUGGAUUUCAGGGACAUUAGCAAUGAAGAGACUUGAAACCAGGAGAAAACCACAGUUUUUUAGUUGAUGGGCUGGUUACUUUAGCUAGGCCAUUUCUUGAUUGUAAGGGUAGCCAAGGGCUAGCCUUUUAGGCUGCAUCAUGAUAAAUACAAUAUCCAGAAUAAGGGAGGUGAUGGUCCCAUUGUCCUCCCUUCACCAAACUAUCUGUGGAGAAUCAUGUCUGGUCCCGGACACCAGUUUCAGAAGGACAUUGAUUUUCUAAUGAUGGAGACUUAAGUCUCCAAUCCACUCUUUUCCUCUACAUCAGUUACCAGUUCCAAAUCAUACUGCAGGAACAGCCAGAGUUCCUCCUCCGGAGAUUAUCUUGAGCAGAGUGACCAAGAAGAUGAGGUGAGUGGAAAUCACCCCAUGUGUGGAUAUUUGAAAGGAAGUGAAGAUGUUUAGUCCAGACCAGAGACUGGCCAUACAAAAGCUGCUCCCCAGUGUUAAAGGUCAGCUGCGGCCUUAAAGGGCAGGACUUGGACCAAUGGGUGGAACAUAGACUGAGGCUUGGUUCCUAACAAAUGAAGACACCCCAAAGGGCCAUGGACUAUCUCAGCACCUGGCAGACCCCACUUCCUCAGAACUCUUCAAAUGAUGAUUGGAUGACCAUUUGGGGGGUACAUCAUGAGAGGAUCAUGGGUUGGACGUCAAAGCCCUAAUCCAGCUCAAUGAUUUCAGGAUCUUGUGAGUCACACUAUUACUUUAUGACUGUUUUCCAAAUAAACGGUUCUAUUUUUCUUAAGUAUCUAUGGUAAGAGCAUUGAGCGGCCUGUCCUUUCUUCUCCCUGAUAC
Messenger RNA from Antechinus flavipes (yellow-footed antechinus), 3616 nucleotides. It is a transcript of the gene NEU4, whose product is annotated as neuraminidase 4. Gene Ontology annotation, biological process: ganglioside catabolic process; oligosaccharide catabolic process. The record is from RefSeq and is a predicted model, not a curated record. Lineage: Eukaryota; Metazoa; Chordata; Mammalia; Dasyuromorphia; Dasyuridae. The transcript is spliced from 3 exons. The coding region runs from base 3 to 1478 and encodes 491 amino acids. Gene Ontology annotation, molecular function: exo-alpha-sialidase activity. Gene Ontology annotation, cellular component: membrane; cytoplasm; lysosome.